GUAAAGGGAGUGUGACCAUAAUAUCAGAUACACAGAAGUCCAAAGCCCUUCAAAUAGAUUGUUCACCACCUUUCUUUUUCUGUUUGUUUUUGGAGUUUCAGAAAAUGGGAGUGGAGUCUGUGGAGAGAGAACGCGAAAGCAAUGAGGGUACAAUCCCAGCUGAGUUCAUUAGGUCGGAGAACGAGCAACCGGGAAUCACAACCGUUCAUGGGAAAGUUUUGGAAGUACCAACAAUUGAUUUCAGUGACCCUGAUGAGGAAAAGCUCAUCGUCCAAAUUACUGAGGCCAGCUCCAACUGGGGCAUGUACCAGAUAAUGAACCACGACAUACCCAGCGAGGUCAUAAGUAAAUUGCAGGCUGUUGGGAAGGAGUUUUUUGAGCUUCCACAGGAGGAAAAGGAGGCUUAUGCUAAGCCUCCGGACUCCGGCUCAAUAGAAGGCUAUGGGACAAAGCUCUUCAAGGAAAUUUCUGAAGGCGACAUUACGAAGAAAGGGUGGGUGGACAAUCUGUUCAAUAAGAUUUGGCCUCCAUCUGUUAUUAAUUACCAGUUCUGGCCUAAGAACCCACCUUCUUACAGGGAAGCUAAUGAGGAGUAUGCUAAGCAUAUGCACAAGGUGGUGGAAAAGCUAUUUAGGCUGCUAUCUUUAGGGUUAGGGCUUGAAGGACAAGAGUUAAAGAAGGCUGCCGGUGGUGAUAACUUGGAGUACCUUCUCAAAAUUAACUACUACCCACCAUGUCCUCGCCCUGAUCUUGCCCUUGGAGUGGUGGCUCACACCGACAUGUCCACCGUCACCAUUCUUGUCCCCAACGAUGUUCAGGGCCUCCAGGCUUGCAAAGAUGGCCGUUGGUACGACGUUAAGUACAUCCCUAAUGCCCUUGUCAUCCACAUUGGUGAUCAAAUGGAGAUAAUGAGCAAUGGAAAGUACAAGAGUGUCCUGCACAGGACCACUGUGAACAAGGAUAAGACGAGAAUCUCAUGGCCUGUGUUCUUGGAGCCGCCAGCAGACCACGUCGUCGGUCCUCAUCCACAGCUUGUGAACGCCGUUAAUCAACCAAAGUACAAGACCAAGAAGUACGGCGACUAUGUUUACUGUAAGAUUAAUAAGCUUCCCCAAUAAACAAACACUAAGCACCAGAAUAAAUAAAUAUUAUGAAGUGGGUGGUUUUGUUUAUUUUUCUUUUCCUUGUUUUUUUUUUUUUGUUGGUGAAGUUGUGAGUGGUGUGUACCUCAUCAAUAUGAAAUAAUUGUUUGAAUU
Pyrus x bretschneideri (Chinese white pear) is the source of this 1256-nucleotide messenger RNA. RefSeq names its product flavonol synthase/flavanone 3-hydroxylase. The record is from RefSeq and is a predicted model, not a curated record. The transcript is spliced from 3 exons. Gene Ontology annotation, biological process: response to light stimulus. Gene Ontology annotation, molecular function: flavonol synthase activity. Bases 105 to 1118 code for a protein of 337 amino acids. Lineage: Eukaryota; Viridiplantae; Streptophyta; Magnoliopsida; Rosales; Rosaceae.